UUGACAGACACGUGCACGUAUCUUACAGUGUAAUACACGGUGACGUGUUUAUUACACUUUAACGCGGCACUAGACAUACAUAGGAUGGUAUGCGCUAUUCGUUAUGUGUUGGGACGAUCCUCUGAAAGAACAAUAUCGUGUUUACAUAUGAUGACCGAGGUUGGGUCAACGUGUGGUAUAUUAUUUACUUGUACUCUACUGCAGCCUUGCGCUCUAUGUAAGCAUGUUCAGUCGUUACUGAAUGGCGAAUACGUGAUGUGGCAAAUUUUACGGGAGCACUCCAAUACCAGUCAGUGACGCGACAUUGUUUACGGAACACGUCGGACGUGUUCGUUGAUGAAGAAAAAUAAGAAAGGAGUCGUUCCAGUAUAUAGUUGUAUACAAUGGAAGAUGGUGGACACGACAGGGAUUCCCAAGGGGAGGAUUCGGACCAGUAUUCCUCUGUGACGAAGUCCGGAGGGAUAGAGGAGGAAGGGAGCGCCGAUCACCUAACACAGCUUCUGGAGAUCCAUGAGGGAGGUCGUCCGCCGUCCCCUGGGAGUGUCGGGGAGGAGGAGAAGCAGGAAUAUGUGGUCCCAGACAGAGGAUGGGGAUGGUGGUGUGUAUUAGGUUGUGCGCUAGCACAUUUUGUUACGAGCGGAAUGGAGAGGUCGGGCGGGGUCAUUCUCCUUGAACUCCAAGAAAGAUUUGAGUCGGGAGCCGCGGCUACUGCUUGGGUUAUCUCCCUUAGUGCGACCUGUCGUCUUUUAUUUGGCCCAGUAGCCAGUAUCCUUAGUAACAAAUACAGCUGUCGGACCGUGGUCAUCGUUGGGGGUCUGCUGGUUUCUAUUGGAGUGUUCGUGAGCGGAUUUGGACCAAACAUCACCUUUCUGUAUUUCAGCUAUGGACUGUUUUGUGGUUUGGGGAAGUCCUUAGCAUACACCCCCGGGCUGGUGAUCGUCGGUCAGUAUUUUAAGAAGAAACGUGGCUUAGCCGUGGGCCUGGCUACAGCCGGCGGCGGGGUCGGAACUCUCCUGAUACCUCCAGCAAUCAACCGUCUGUUCAAGGAACUGCGAUUUACUGGCGCCAUGAUGAUUUUGUCAGGAUUGGCUCUUCAGCUGUGUAUAGCUGGCUGUCUGUACAUGCCACUUGAAAAAUACCGCGCAUUAUGUCUGCGCAGGACUGCAGACCCGAAUGCAACCAAGCGACUGAGUCUUCAGAAUGACAAAGAUACAACGGUACUUCACUCAAACCCCAAAACCAAAUUUUCUCUGUUGGGGAUUCUAAAAUGUACUCUAUGUUCACAUGAAAAUGCUGUUAAAAGUCCACAACAGGAAACAAAGAAAAAACUUAUCGACUGUAGCCUACUGAAUAAUCCGUUAUUCACCUCGUUGUGUAUCGCCAUCUUGUUUUUAGCACUUGCUUUCAGUUCGGUACUUGUUUUCAUUCCAUCCCUGGCCGAUUUCAUCGGUCUAACACGCCUACAGGGGGCGUUCAUUCUGUCCAUAGCUGGUAUUUUUGACACGAUUGGUCGCCUAGUGUCCGGAGUCGUCCUAGAUGUAGAACGAGUGAAGAAAUUCCGGAUGUUGGUGUAUAAUAGUGCAGUGUUCCUGUUGUCCACCCUGACAUUCGUUCUCGCUUACGUUACCACGUUUGUACAAUUAGCGAUUAUUGCGGCUCUGUAUGGACUUCUUAUUGGCACCUACACUUCUCAGAAGACAGUGAUACUUGCGGAUAUUUUAGGAUCCGGUGCAUUGUCCAGCUCGUUCGGAAUUCUGAUAUGUUUCCAGGGAGUCGGAACUCUUCUUGGUCCACCAAUUACAGGCUUUCUGAAGGACAAUUUGGACUCCUUUGCAGUAGGAUUCUAUGUAGCUGCUGCCAUAAACUUUCUCGGUGCUUUGAUUUUGCUUACUGGCAAUAUUUAUCAAUACACCAAAACUAGCAAACGUACGAAAACAGACAAUUUGGAAAUGGAUGACGCUUAGUCAUUUUUGUUUUGUUUUGUUUUGUCAGGGGAAUGACUACAUGGCUAAACCGGUGCAUUCGGUGUAUUUAUCGUACACCUGUUGUAUAGUCGAGUUGAUUAGUUCCAUUAUAUAUCCAAGGAAUUAACGUAUUACCGGACGUGAACGUUUGAAAUUUUGAGAUUUUCAUAUUGAGAUUACUACUUAACGAUAAACUUUAAAUAAUACUGAAAUUAUUUCUAACCUUAUCUGACUUAAUUUCAAAUAAAACUUGAUAGGCAGAGGUCUUUAUUGACAAGAAAUAUAGUUCUAGUAUUUUAUUUCGAGUAAUGAGAUAAAUGUCGCUUAAUGAUCGUCUCAGCAAAUGUCGGAAAUUCUACAUUUGUUGGACGCCAUACCACUUUAUAAUAAUUACAUUGGCGAUAGCUGGCUGUUGGCUGUUCCGUUUAUUGAAGAUCUAUCUUAGAUUUGAAGAAUACAUACGAAAUUUAUGUAUUGAAUGAUUGCAAAAUUUCAUAUAAAUAUGGAUACAAACAUUGAACUAUAGGACGUUCAUAUUUACACUCGUUUAUUUCCAACAGAAUUGCCGACAAAAUGCAUACCGUGCUAUCAUGCUUAAUUUGAUUUGUCUGUAAUCCUGUACAUAAUUCUACGAAUGCAACUGCAACAUCACAGACCUAAGUAUUUGAUUACCAAGGGAUGAAGACAAUUGUAGACACACGUUCAAGUUGAACACGUCAAAUGAAAAAGAACAGAGAGGAUAAUAGUUACAGUAAUGACACCGGUAAUAAUAUCAACUUGUCUGUACAAGUAUACCAUGAUGAAAAACGUUAAAAUGAUAUUGAGAUAUCACAAAUAUGAAUAAAUGAACAAGUUACGCAUAUGAACAAAACGUUCAUGCUGGCAAUACAACCCAUGAUAUCGAUUUUAGAAUUCCGAAUGCUGCAUCCGAUACUACAUUGUCAGUACGUGAAUGAGAUUCAAUGAAUUAAACAACAUCAACACGAUUCCAAACGUCCACGAUUGGUCAGGCCGAGCGUGACACUGUCAUGUAAGUUGCUUGUAUCGACAUUUUUUUUUUUAUCUCGCGUUACAGUGCACGUGACCGAACGUUAUACGUUGCGCAUAACUUCCCGCACUAUAGCCUGCAUACGUGAUUUACUAGUUAACGGCUUCGAGGCUUCACACAGAAAUACAGGUGUUUUUCCUGGAAGAACAUCUCUAGGACUUCCGAAUGUACAAUGUAUCUGACUAAACAAUCAAACUGAUUAAACGAAGUUUGAUUCACCAAUCCU
Messenger RNA from Mizuhopecten yessoensis (Yesso scallop), 3238 nucleotides. RefSeq names its product monocarboxylate transporter 12-like. The record is from RefSeq and is a predicted model, not a curated record. Gene Ontology annotation, biological process: monocarboxylic acid transport; transmembrane transport. The transcript has 7 exons. NCBI's taxonomy places the organism in Eukaryota, Metazoa, Mollusca, Bivalvia, Pectinida, Pectinidae. Bases 384 to 1964 code for a protein of 526 amino acids. Gene Ontology annotation, molecular function: monocarboxylic acid transmembrane transporter activity.